Molecule: messenger RNA, 2437 nt
Organism: Porites evermanni
Lineage: Eukaryota; Metazoa; Cnidaria; Anthozoa; Scleractinia; Poritidae
Source: the annotation of a GenBank genome assembly
AUGUUGCGCUUGUUUAUUCCGUUGUUUCUUGUUCUGAUCUUGCGUUCCUUCGCAAGCCAGAAAAAAUCUGUAAGCAACGUUCAACGUUUGGCACUUUUUUUAGUUCGGUCCUUGAAAAUAAUUGAUUUUGUCUGAUGUAAAAAGUAAGAUCAAAUGAAUAUACACCAGGACCGUGCUACUUUAACCAAAAAAAUUCAAUACUAAUACCUCGGGGACUUCCUCUUGUCUAGGUAUCAAGUCAAAACCAUUGCUGUAACUGUCGCGACGGUAAGCUAAAGACUUUGAAUGAAUCUUGAUUCUUAUCCGUUCAUGUUGUUCUAGCAUAAUUUCUCAUUUUUUCCCUAGGAAGGGACGGACGAGAUGGUCAGAACGGUAAGAUAAGACAUCGCACGUAUUAAUAUAACCAUGUUUUCACUAACUGACACAAUGGCCAACAGUUAUGAAUUCUAUUAAGCAGUAAAAGACUUUCUGACCCGCUCAACCUUCCAAUUUAGUACCUAUACGUAUAUAUCUGUUUACACCUUUUGCUCACAAAUGGAAUAGUAGAUUACUGGCAGGAAAUACUGCCAUAGGAACUUAAAUUAGUCUCGUUUUAUAUUACAACUGGGCGAACUAAUCUGAGAAAAUAUAAGAGGUUCUGACUGUUGAAAAUGGAAAAGUGAAUCUGGUUAAAAAUUAGAUAACCUAGUCAGAGCUGGGACUUUUUAAUUUAGAUGGUGUAGAAAAAUAAAUAAAGUAUUAAGCAAGAGAUCAAUAUCACUGACGUGGCAUGAUUAAAAUUGUUGUCUUCAGCUUUCUUUUCCGUGAGUUCUUCUCGUUCUCUUUUCUACUCAUUACCAUUAAAUAAUUUUAUUUUUUCACACCCAAGGAAAGGAUGGUCGUGAUGGAAGAGACGGGAUCAAUGCAGGAAACGGAAUGAAGGUAAAAAUAUUAAAAAGGAGUAAAGUUUUUUCUGCCAUUAUCAAAUCGAUGAUAAAUUAUUUCUUGGAACAAAGAUGACUAAGCCAGACGAGAACUUUUAAGAACACCGGACAAAAGGAUAAGAUUACUCAAGUUCCCUGCAAUCCGAGAUUUCAGCUGCCUCUAAAAACCCGCUUGAUCAACUCCAGAGUCUAUUUUCUGUAGUAAAAGCGAACUGACACAGUACCACCUUAUUCUGUUCUAAUAAGUAGUUACAUAAGAUAAAAAAUUCCGUUUGAAAUCUGACGAAAUCUCAGCGGUAAAGACCAGUCUUAAGUAAAAGAAUUACAAAGAAGGAGAUCUGAGUCUUCAAGUCUCCCCAGCCCUAGAUUGGUUUUAAGAAUAGUUAAGGACUUGUUUGUUUUUCAGGGUCAAAAAGGAGAACGUGGUUCGCCAGGAAACAACCCAGGAGGUGUAAUUAAGUUUAGCGAUACCGCUGAGAAAUGUACCGCAAACAUCGCCGGCAGUGUUAGUUACAAUAGUUCCCAGAAAUCCUUGCAACUCUGUGAUGGAAGUGUUUGGCUUCCAGUGCUGACUGUUGGAAAAGGUUACACGAAGGAUAGACCCGGCCGCCAUUGCUUGGAUAUUUUAAAUUCUGGUAAGCUUAAACUGUGAUAAUUAAGUAGAACCCAUAAGAGACUGAGGAGAAUAAUGAUAGUUGUAGAGAAUGCUGGGAAGUAGCUGUCCUGCAAUGCAGGCCUAUAUAUUGGGGGCCAGUGAAAGCUGCUUUAUAAAGUUUGUAAUGGCGCAGCCGCCAUCUUUCUUAAAUAUGCUUACUAAAGUUCAUCUUAUCAAUCAUAAUAUAUAAACAAUCAUGUAAAAUAAUAUUCAUUUUUCAGUAUAUUUAUUAUCAGGCCAAAGUCAUGGCAGUGGGCUUUACUGGAUUGAUCCAAACGGUGGCUCGACAGCUGACUCAUUCCAAGCCUUUUGCGACAUGGAAACUGAGCGUGGAGGUUGGACCCUAGUUGCCACAAAGGUCUCCCCAGGCUUCCUCUUCAUCAAAACUAUUUUCUCAUCAGUGGCCGCUGCAACUAAGAAAGCAGAUGCCGCGAGUCACAUACACCCAAGCAUGGGGGACUGGAAAGAGGUUAUGUUCCGCUUUGCUGACGUUGAUACCAUCCGAGUCAUUUACAACAGAAAGGCGGGCGCACCAAACAAAGACAAGGAGGAAUUCGACAAGUUCUUGAUGGGGAAGUCUAUGAGUUUGAUAAAGAACGUGAAUGGAUUUUAUAAGUACAGUCCAGCAGAUAAGAAAAGAAAUCCCAGCGUGGGUUUUGCCACCAUAUCCUCUUUCUACUUCUGGUCAAGCCGUGGGAUCUCAGAAAAUCAUAGUGGCACGGAUAAGUGGCUUGACAUGUGGAAUACUGGUGACGGUUCAAACAACUACAUCUACAGCGACAACAGCAGGGCGCGGGGCACCAAAUGUAUCGCGGGCUACUGUUAUCUGAACAAGCCAAUCUGGGUGAUGGUGCGUUAG